GAGAGAGAGAGAGAGAGUGCAAUAUUCGUCCAGAAAACAAUGUCUCGUGUCUCUCUAGUCCUUUCCGACUGAACCCUCUUCGAACAUGCCCGACACAAAGAAGAGAAACUGUAGAAACAUCCUGAUAGAUCGCCAUGACGAGGCUGUUUUCUUUCCUUCUCCUUUUUGGGGUCUCCAACACUAUAAAUACCGCUUCUUUCUUCUGUGAUUUCACGAGACCGAGAGGUGACUGAAAUCCCCGUUCUGUCCUCUUCCUCCUCCUCCUCCUCGUCCUCCUUUGUUCUGUUUCUCUCUGCCAACGUUGAAAAGAAAAGAUUCAAGAAUGGCUCUGAAAGCAGUUCACGUCUCCGACGUCCCGAGUCUCGAUAAAGUCCCGGAGACCGCCACAUUAGACCUCUCUUCCCAACCCCGCUUCCUUCGAGAAGCGAACAAGGUCGACGGUGAGCCGAUGAAGAUGUUGGUGAUCGGACACAGAGGAAGCGGAAUGAACGUGGUGCAAUCGAGCGACCGGAGGAUGCGAGCCAUCAGAGAGAACUCGAUCCUCUCUUUCGAGGCCGCCGCCGCUUUCCCUGUCGACUUUGUCGAAUUCGACGUUCAGGUGACUAAAGAUGACUGCCCAGUCAUUUUCCAUGACAACUUUAUCCUCUCCGAACUCGAGGGAGAGGUAAUUGAGAAAAGGGUCACGGACCUCACCUUAGACGAGUUUCUCUCAUACGGACCACAAGAUUCGCCUGGAGAGGUGGGAAAGCCUCUCUUUAGGAAAACCAAAGAUGGGAAGAUUUUUGAGUGGAAGGUUGAGAAUGAUGCUCCUCUAUGCACCUUGCAAGAAGCAUUCGAGAAAGUCGAUCCCUCGAUCAGCUUCAACAUCGAAUUGAAGUUUGACGAUCAGAUUGAGUACAAAGAAGACGAACUCGUCCAUGUUCUUCAAGUUAUUCUCAAUGUAGUGAGCAAUUAUGCCAAGGACAGGCCUAUUCUAUUCUCAAGUUUCCAACCUGAUGCAGCCAUUUUGAUCCGGAAGCUGCAAAGCAAUUACCCGGUAUUCUUCCUCACUAAUGGAGGGACCGAAAUUUACAAGGACCAAAGAAGGAACUCGUUGGAUGAGGCGAUUAAGCUAUGUUUAGCCGGCGGACUGCAAGGGAUCGUGUCUCAAGUGAAGGCCAUCUUCAGAAAUCCCAGUGCCAUCAACGGAAUCAAGGAGUCCAAUCUGUCCCUAAUCACCUAUGGCCAGCUAAAUAACGUUCCUGAGGUCGUGUACAUGCAAUAUCUGAUGGGCAUCGAGGGAGUGAUCGUCGAUUUCGUCCCUGAGAUAACGGAGGCAGUCUCGGACAUCAUGGGUCCUGUCAAAGAGGGCGACAGAGAGACGGCUUCAGCAGAGGAAGCCAAAGCCAAGCCCCAGUUUUCGCAGCACGAACUCUCUUUCCUGCUGAAGCUUAUACCAGAGUUGAUACAGUCCUGAAGUGUCUUCAAAUUAUUCAGAAAAACCAAUUUCUGUGAAACCCCUCUCUAACAAUUUUAGCAAGUCUAAAUGCCCUCAAUGUCCUUUUAUCACCCUCAGGCUUGGUUCUUGAAGAUCAGUGGCCAUGUUAUUCGUGUACAGAUUAGUUCUCACAACCCAUCAAGACUUUGUAUCACUAGCUCUCCCCUCUGAUCAUGUUGCUUGGUUGUACUCUUAACCCAAGUCCUCUAGCACGAAAUGUAUGGUACGAGACUCGGCAUGGUGUAGUCGACAAGUUUCUCGACAAA
Messenger RNA from Syzygium oleosum, 1743 nucleotides. RefSeq names its product glycerophosphodiester phosphodiesterase GDPD1, chloroplastic-like. The record is from RefSeq and is a predicted model, not a curated record. The coding region runs from base 323 to 1456 and encodes 377 amino acids. Gene Ontology annotation, molecular function: phosphoric diester hydrolase activity. Gene Ontology annotation, biological process: glycerophospholipid catabolic process. The transcript has 8 exons. Lineage: Eukaryota; Viridiplantae; Streptophyta; Magnoliopsida; Myrtales; Myrtaceae.